AUGGACGUGGAAGAUCACCCUUCUACUGCUGUCCCCGGGUCUCCCAGCUUCAGCUCCAGCUACAGCGAUACCAGCAGUCUCCCCGAUCCCAGUAUGAUGCUAGGUCCGUACAAAACUGUGGUGGGGAGGGCCCUUGCUCCCGAGCAUCACCACAAUCACCACCAUCACCAUCAUCAUCAUGCUGUCCCUCGCAGCCUUGGUGCGACCCACUCACUCGCGUGCCGAGACGGUGUAGGGGUUGCUCUGACAGAUACUCCGGUUUCAACCGCACCACCAUCUCCACUAAUUGGUGCUCGCUCCCAAUCCUCCGGUGCUUCCACUCCAGGAAAACAUCGUGCAACCACCCUUGACAUCCCGGGCUUAACCAGGUCCAAAGUCUCCCCCGAUGGCCGUAUUGCGCAACGAGAUGUCGGCUCCAAGCUGGUCAUUGUCAUGGUGGGCUUGCCCGCACGUGGCAAAAGCUACAUCACCAAGAAACUGGCCCGGUACCUCAAUUGGAUGCAACAUGAUACCAAAAUCUUUAACGUGGGCGAGCGACGACGUGUUGCUGCUGCGAAUCCCCCCCCCUCUGAGGAAAAGGAUUCGGUUAUCGAGGAAGAAUUGAGAGACUCCGUGCGCGAAAUGAACAUGAAUGGUGGUGCCUCGAAUAAAUUAGAUACCGAACAUGAGAUGUUGCCUCCCGCCGCUAUUCUUGUGAAUGGAGAAGCUGUCGUGACGGAAGAAGCACAGGAUACCCACCGUGACCCUAGCCCCAUGAGCGACGUGCAAUUUCUCACCCCAAGUUCACUGUCAUCAGACAAGGGAGCUCUAAAUUCUAGAAGAGCUGGGUCAAUUGACCAGUCGGCUCAAUUUUUCGAUCCCGAAAACGAGCAGGCGGUUCGGCUGAGAGAGAAGGUUGCCCUAGAGACUCUGGACGAGCUUUUGGAUUACAUUCUUGAGCAGGGUGGAAGUAUAGGAAUCCUAGAUGCGACAAACAGUACCCUGAAACGUCGCAAGGCCAUCAUGGACCAUAUUCGAAAACGUGCCGGAUCAGAACUCAACGUGCUGUUCCUCGAAAGCCAAUGUCUCGACAAGGAGCUUCUAGAAUCGAAUAUGCGCCUCAAGCUUUCGGGCCCCGAUUACAAGGAUCAAGACCCCACCAUUGCCCUGGAGGACUUCAAGAAACGUGUUUCCUUGUAUGAGAAAUCAUAUAUAUCGCUUGGAGACUAUGAGGAGAAGCACAACAUGCCUUUUUUACAGAUGAUAGAUGUUAGCCGUAAACUUAUUGCCCACCAAGUUAACGGCUUCCUUUCAUCCCAAGUCAUGUAUUAUCUCGUCAACUUCAACCUCUCCCCGCGCCAAAUCUGGAUCUGCCGCCACGGUGAAAGUCUGGACAACGUCGCUGGCAGGAUAGGAGGAGACUCAUCCCUCAGUACAAACGGUAUUGCUUUCUCAAAGGCUCUGACAAGAUUUAUCGGCCACCAGCGCAAGGUCUGGGAAGAUUACCAGAAGACCAAAGCCCUAUCAACUCACUUCCCCCCGCGCCCUGGUGACAGUACUCCGCCUAAUCCGCAAUACGCAGGCCAGAACGCGGAGCGCCAGCGUAACUUCUGUGUCUGGUCAUCCAUGCUCAUCCGCUCGAUUCAGACGGUACAAUACUUCGAUGACGAGGAAUAUGAUGUGAAACAGAUGCGCAUGCUCGAUGAGCUGAACGCGGGAAAGAUGGAAGGGAUGACGUAUGAGGAAAUCCGCAAGCAGUAUCCGGAGGAAUAUGCCAAUCGCAAGCGGGAGAAGUUGCACUACCGUUACCCUGGACCCGGUGGAGAGGGGUAUCUGGAUGUCAUUAACCGAUUAAAGGCGGUGAUUGUGGAGGUUGAGCGGAUGACGGAUAGUGUGCUGCUAGUUGCGCAUCGGUCUGUGGCACGAGUGCUGCUGGCGUAUUUUCGUGGGUUGAAGAGGGAGCAACUUGCGGAUUUGGAUGUUCCGCUUGGUGUAUUGUAUAUGCUUGAGCCGAAACCCUACGGCGUGGAGUUCAAAGCAUAUAGAUAUAAUCCGGGCAAAGACUGGUUUGACUACGUUCCCGACUAUGAGCUGCGGCAGGUGACUUAUUUCUAA
Paracoccidioides brasiliensis Pb18 is the source of this 2094-nucleotide messenger RNA. Its product is annotated as 6-phosphofructo-2-kinase. The record is from RefSeq and is a predicted model, not a curated record. Gene Ontology annotation, biological process: fructose metabolic process; fructose 2,6-bisphosphate metabolic process. Bases 1 to 2094 code for a protein of 697 amino acids. Gene Ontology annotation, cellular component: cytosol. The transcript has 3 exons. Gene Ontology annotation, molecular function: 6-phosphofructo-2-kinase activity; ATP binding.